AUGAUUCAUCCAGACCUCGUCGCUGAACUGCUCUAUCCGAGCUAUAACGCCCUCAAGGCAACCACCACUUCUCAUCCAGGACCCAUCCCAACAGUAAUCCCAACCCCCACUGAAUACCAGCUGUCCACACACCAUGGCCACCGCACGCUGUGGGUGCUGUUUGCCCUGAUGACCUUGUCAACAGCUGUCUUCGCUCUCCUCUCCUGGCGUGUGCCCAUCGCCCGACGCCUGUUCCACAUCACGGCAACCUUGAUUCCGCUCUUCUCCGCCCUCUCUUACUUCGCCAUGGCGACCUCCCCGCACGCCGGCUCGGCCCUCAACUGUUAUCAGGUCAAGGACUCCCACAAGCACGCGCCGGACACUUUCCACGAGAUCUGCCGCCAGGUCUACUGGGCGCGAUAUGUUGGUUGGGCGCUGUCCAUGCCGUUAGUCCUGGUUAACCUGUGCUUGUUGGCAGGUGUUAGCGGUGCCCAUACUCUGAUGGCUGUGGUCGCUAACACGAUUAUGGUGUUGGGAGGGAUGUUCGCUGCGCUUGGUGAAGAAGGGACCAUUGAAAGGUGGGGCUGGUUCACGAUCAGUGCCCUGGGCUAUGUCUUUGCUACCUGGCAUGUGGCAGUGCAUGGAGCCAAGCUAAGCAGUGCGCGUGGGCAGAGGUUGUCCAAGCUGUGGGCGGGCAUGGCCGUGUAUGUGCUGGCGUUGUGGUUGGCGUAUCCGAUUGUCUGGGGAAUCACGACCAUCGCGCGCCGGACCAACGUGGACACCGAGAUCCUGAUUUUUGCGGUACUCGAUGUGCUGCUGCUGGCUGGGUCCAGCUUCUGGCUAGUGAUCAGCAACCGGUCCAUCGCCGAGACCAGCGUUGAGAUCGACGGGUACUGGUCCCAGGGCCUCCCUCUCGAGGGGAGGAUCCGCGUCGGAGACGAGGAUUAG
Thermochaetoides thermophila DSM 1495 is the source of this 927-nucleotide messenger RNA. RefSeq names its product ion channel-like protein. Bases 1 to 927 code for a protein of 308 amino acids. NCBI's taxonomy places the organism in Eukaryota, Fungi, Ascomycota, Sordariomycetes, Sordariales, Chaetomiaceae. The record is from RefSeq and is a predicted model, not a curated record. Gene Ontology annotation, cellular component: plasma membrane; endoplasmic reticulum. The transcript is spliced from 3 exons.